AUGGCGCCCACCUCUCAGGCCGCCCAGCGGAUAGAGGAAGCUCGAGCUCUCGCAAAGAAAGAUGCUUCCAAGGCCGAAACAAUUUACAAGGACAUUCUCGCUCAGGGUCCUGGAUCCUCUGAAAGCUCGUCGCGCGAUUAUGAAAAUGCAUUGAUCGGAUUAGGAGAGCUCUACAGGGACGAGAAGAAGCCGCAGGAGAUCGCAGAACUGAUCAAAACAAGUCGGGAUUCGUUCUCUUCAUUUGCUAAAGCCAAGACAGCGAAGCUGGUCCGCCAGCUGUUGGACCUUUUCAGUGAGAUUCCAAACACCCUCGACAUUCAGAUUGCCGUCAUCAAGUCAUGCAUCGAAUGGGCUGUCGCCGAACGACGGUCAUUCCUCCGACAGAACCUCGAGACCCGACUUGUGGCGAUAUAUAUGCAGAAGCAAAGCUACUACGACGCUCUCAACCUGAUCAAUUCCCUUCUCCGAGAGCUAAAACGGCUGGAUGACAAGCUUAUGCUGGUUGAGGUGCAGUUGCUGGAGUCGCGGGUAUAUCAUGCUCUUGGAAACCAGGCCAAGGCCCGCGCUGCUUUGACUGCUGCUCGAACCUCGGCUGCAUCCGUCUACACCCCUCCGAAUCUGCAGGCUGGUCUGGAUAUGCAAAGUGGCAUGCUGCAUGCGGAGGAUAAGGAUUUCAAUACUUCAUUUUCCUACUUUAUUGAGGCUCUAGAAGGAUACAGUUCCUUGGAUGAGGGAGAGAAGGCGACGGCAGCGCUUCAGUACAUGCUGCUCUGCAAGAUCAUGCUGAACCUGGUGGAUGACGUGACGACACUAUUGGGCUCGAAGCAGGCACAGAAAUACGCCAGCCCGCGACUCGAGGCGAUGAAGGCAGUAGCACGUGCUCAUGCCAACCGCUCGCUCGAGGAGUACGAGAAGGCGCUCUCUGAUUACCGGUUCGAACUAGGCAGUGACGCCUUUAUUCGUAACCACCUUCGCAGGCUCUACGAUGCUAUGUUGGAGCAAAACCUUAUCAAGGUUAUUGAACCGUUCAGCCGUGUUGAGUUGGAUCACAUUGCCAAGAUGGUUGGAUUGGACACACAGCAGGUGGAAAGGAAGCUUUCGCAGAUGAUUCUGGACAAGGUGAUCAUCGGUGUGCUAGACCAGGGCGCUGGGUGUUUGAUUGUCUAUGAUGAGACCGAACGUGAUCAAGGAUACGACGCUGCUCUAGAAACCAUCGCCAAACUGAGUAAUGUUGUGGAGGAGCUGUACACUAACCAGGCAUCGCAACUGGAGUAA
Messenger RNA from Aspergillus calidoustus, 1275 nucleotides. The record is from the annotation of a GenBank genome assembly. Lineage: Eukaryota; Fungi; Ascomycota; Eurotiomycetes; Eurotiales; Aspergillaceae.